AUGGCGGUGAUAAUACAAUUGAAGAACAUUGCUGACAUGGGCGCCCACGUUUUGUUCCUUGAAUACAACAAAAUAGAAGGCAUGUUGUUCUCGGAACUCUCCCAUCAUCGGAUUCUUAGUGUCAACAGUCUAAUCAAGUUCGGUCGAACCGAGCUGGUGAUUGUCCUCCACGUCGAUAAGGAAAAGGGUUACAUAGAUUUGAGUAAGAGAAGGGUUAGCGAGGAAAAUAUUCAGGCUUGUGAAGAAAGGUAUAACAAGAGUAAACUUGUUCAUUCUAUUAUGCGACAUGUUGCCGAGACUUUGGAUAUCGAUUUGGAGUUUGUUCAUUUGGAUAUGAAGUACUUUCAGAGUUUACCUAUGGGUUUUUGGUAA
Hibiscus syriacus is the source of this 372-nucleotide messenger RNA. Its product is annotated as eukaryotic translation initiation factor 2 subunit alpha homolog. The transcript is spliced from 2 exons. Lineage: Eukaryota; Viridiplantae; Streptophyta; Magnoliopsida; Malvales; Malvaceae. The record is from RefSeq and is a predicted model, not a curated record. Gene Ontology annotation, cellular component: eukaryotic translation initiation factor 2 complex; eukaryotic 48S preinitiation complex; multi-eIF complex. Gene Ontology annotation, molecular function: translation initiation factor activity; ribosome binding; RNA binding. Bases 1 to 372 code for a protein of 123 amino acids.